Messenger RNA from Puntigrus tetrazona (Sumatra barb), 4616 nucleotides. It is a transcript of the gene lgalslb, whose product is annotated as lectin, galactoside-binding-like b. The record is from RefSeq and is a predicted model, not a curated record. Gene Ontology annotation, molecular function: carbohydrate binding. The transcript is spliced from 5 exons. NCBI's taxonomy places the organism in Eukaryota, Metazoa, Chordata, Actinopteri, Cypriniformes, Cyprinidae. The coding region runs from base 531 to 1043 and encodes 170 amino acids.
AACAAAAAAUGCAAAGCAAGGAAUAAGUUUACCCUUACGAAAAAUAUUCAAGUAAUAUUAACAAAAUAUGAAUCACUACAAAGAACAUUAAAAAUUCCAGCGCCAUAAUUCUAGAACGUUCAGUAAAGAACACUGCCAUGUAUUAAAACUAAAACUAAAAAGUGUUCAACUGUAGCCACUUAUUAUUCUGUUGGUAAUUAUGUUCCGAUCCAAUGAGAUUUGAGCAGAUUAGGUUCAUAUGGAGGCUGGAUUAACCUCCACCCGUACGAUAAUCCGUGUCAGCAUAUUUCUUUCACACGUAGCAGCACAAUAGAGUUGUUUCUCGGUUCGUUUGGGGAAUAUCUGUUCGCUUUACAGUUUUCUUCUUGAACUUAGGCACCUUGCAGCUCCCCGUCCAGUCUGCCACGACACUGACAGAUUCCUGGGCUGGACCGCCUUUGAUAAGCAUCCUAUGGUAUUUUGUUCAAGAUGGCGGUGGCGAGCAUGGAAAAGGACGCGGUAGUAAGUCACAAAUACCUUCGAGAUCUCAAAUGAACACCGAAGAUGAUCUUCACCUUAAUAACUCGUUUGGAGAUUCUGGGCUCAUCUCGCCUGAUAAAGAAGACAUCUCUCGUAUUCUGACAGUUCCUUUUAGUGGACGGAUCAGAGGUGGGAUGAGGCCUGGGAAGAAAAUUAUUAUAAUGGGCAUCAUUGAUGCGGAGCCAGACAGCUUUGACAUCAGUUUGACCUGUGGCCACAAUGCGGAGAACGAUGAUGAGGAGCUUACUGAUGUGGCCCUUAAACUCAGCGCGCGAUUCACCGAAAGGCAGUUCCUGAGGAAUGCACAGGUUUCUGGGAAAUGGAGUGAGGAAGAGGCACCCAUAGCUUACUUCCCCUUCAUCCCGGACCAGCCUUUUAGGAUUGAGAUCCAUUGUGAGCACCAGCGUUUUAGGAUCUUUGUGGAUGGACACCAGCUGUUUGACUUUUAUCACAAAGUAAAGUCUUUGCCAGCCAUUAAUAUGAUCCGGAUAGUUGGGAGUCUUCAGAUCACCAAGCUGGGCUAACAAGCACACCUGAGCAAGCGCCAGAAAGGACUUCUCACAGGUGACCAUCUGCACCUGUGUGUUUGCCGCAGCUCACACAAAGACAUCAACAACAUCUGCAUUUUCACUUCUCUUUUGCCCUCUAACCUCGCAUUGUAAUGAUUUCUGAGUAUUGUAUCAUAACAGGUUGGUGAAUGGUUGCAAUAUCAGACGUGUGUUUUCCAGUAUCUUUGCUUCACGUUGUAGUUUUUGUUUAGCUUCAGUAAUUUUUCAGGGAUCGCACACUUUGAUAUGCACUCUGUGGUAGUAACAUACGUCGCAGGGAUUUAGCUGCUGUCCUUAGACACUGCCAGUGUACUUGUAGGCUUGUAGUCUAGCAGUGUAGGUUCGAAAUAAUCCAAAACUCAGGAAAUCGGAUAAAGUUGAUUUUUACUACAUUUCACUCUGAUGACAAAUUUGCUUUUAAUUAUUAUGAGUUACACUUAAAUGCUUUGGCUGCUAGAAUGCAGGAGUAUUUGCUAUCCCACCUGGGCUGGAUUUGUUUUUUUUUUUUUUUUUUUUUUUUUGUUUUUUUAAUCUGAAUAAUUAAAAUAUUUUGGAAGAAGGAUGUUUAUCUCCAGAUUGUGUAGCAUAUUGAAAUGGCGUACUUUUUCCUGUUUCUGUUCAUUGCAACUAUUCAUUUUGGGAGAUUGUUAGACUGACGCUUUGUAGAAUGUCACAUAAGGAUUAUUUCAUUUUGAGGUAGAGGAAGUUUUUAUUUUUGGAAAUUUGAUCAUCCAGUCUUUCUCUUUCAAGCCAGCACAGUAUUUAAGUACAACAGUAUCGUGUUAAAUCCUUGGCAACCAAACCAACACAGAUGUGUAAUUUAUAUUUGUUUUUAGUGAGAAAUGACUGCAGUGCAGCGGUUUUGCAAAAAAAUAACUUGCUUAUCUGUUUACGCUUCAUUGUGAGCACCUCGUGAAAGUUGAAGGAGCUGAUAUAACAGGGCUGAAUAGUUUCUUGAAUGUACUGCCAUCCACUGAUAGGCUUUGUAAUAACUUGGCUGUGGGUAUAAAAUGAAAACACAAAAAAACAACAAUUAAUUCCUCUUAAUAUUAACACAUGGUCAGCAUGUUUCUGUAUUCAACAGUGAUUUUGCUGAGAUCCUCUGCCCGGUAAACGCACAAUGCUGUCCACUCGGUUGUCUUCUGCUCAACUUCCAGUUGUAGGUUUGGAUUAGUAAAACAGCACAGCAGUUAUUAAAAUUAUUGCUACUAAAAUGCGUCUUGAUUUGCAUUAAUUUGCAGGGCAUGCAUACAUAUACUACCAUUCAAAAGUUUGGGGUUGGUAAGAAUGCUUUUGAGUCUUUUAUGCUCAACCGGUAAACGGUUAACGGUAAAUCAAUUUAAAAAUAUGUUUUCCAUUUUAUUUUAAAGUGUAGUUUAUACCUGUGAUCUACGGUCUUUAGUGUCACAUGAUUCUUCAGAAAUCAUUCUGAUCCUGCUGAUUUAAUGCUCAAGAAACAUGUAUUUUUAUUGGUGCUGAGAACAGCUAUACUGCUUUUUUUUUUUUUUUUUGUAUAAAUUUAAGUUGUACUAAUUUCUUUAAAAUAAAACAAAAACACCCUAAAUUUUGAAUGCUGGUGUAUGUAGUACUGAAUCAACUGUUCUUUAGUGAAAAGUCAGCUUCUCAUUAGUCAGUAUUACUGUAUAUUCAGUAUUAUGGUCACUAUUGUAAUAUUUUCUAAUACUUACAGUAAGUCUGUGUCAUGAAACGCAUAGAAACGGAGGCAGUGAAGGUUAAUGAAGUUAAAGGACCGCUGUUUUGUCUGCUUUACUGGUGGAUCAACUUGACUGAAUUUCAUGCGAUGAAAUAAUGCAUUUAUAUGCCAGAGAGUACUUGGCACCAGCCAAAAACAUUUUGCCCACGUCAGCGUCUGGUCAACAUUUUAAAGUCAAAAUAUUUAUUGAGUGCAAUAUGAAAGAUCCUUAAUCUGUUGAGAAGGUACUCCUGUUCGGAAAAACUCAAAUAAAUUAUCGUAGAUUUAUUGUGAAGUAGGUCAUUUUUAUACUUGGCUGAUUUUCUCUGCAGUUGUUUGAGCCUCAAACUCGUGCAGAGAUCGUUGAAUCGAGAAUCGCUACGGCAGCACAAGCAAUAUGGUCCUUGACCACAUACCCAUCUGACAUGUUGUGGCAAACGCACUUUGAUAACAUGCUUAGCAAAUGAAACCUGGUCAACUGGACCAAUAUGAUACACUUAACAGUAUUGCUAUUUAACUGCUAAAUCUGUUGUGAGUCGUGAGCUAUUUUCUGUGUGGUGAUGUUUGAACGUUUCAGUGUUGACCAUUCUUUUAGUCUCUGAAUAAUGUGUGUGAAAUUACACCUGGGUAACUGAAAAAUGGGGAGGGAGAAUGUGUAUUUACAGAAAUAACAGGUGAGAAAUAACACGUAAAGGGAGAAUGUCAAAAGUGCUGACUGUGCUUUAAUAAACCUUGGUAUACUGAUAGAUUUUUGUUAAUGUAUUUGGCAAACGCUGUUAUCCAAAGUGACUUACACUUCGUUGAAGUUUAGCAAACCUGCAUUUCUCCCUAUGAUCCUAUUAAUAUUUCCAAUUACUACUUCCAUCUUUAUUGCCCUUUCUUGUAUCUCAAAAGUAACAAUCUUUCAAACUGUUUCCCCAUUUUAUGAGGGUUGAAAAUGAAUGUCCUGGCUAUAAACCAUUGUUCUGAAGCCUUCGAACUUUGGAUGUACAUAUACUGAACGGGGCCUCUGUUUUUUUUGUUUGGUUUUUUUGCUACUGCAAUAAUGUCUUCAGACUAAAGACAGUGUUUGUAUGGUGAAUGUUUGUUUCGUCUGAGUUCUCACUGGUUUUCAGUUUAUUUUUUUUAGACCCUAGGUAGCAAGUUACUUUUUAUUUUUUUUUUUCUGCUUUUAGACUGUUGCUUUUAGAGUGUUGUAUGUCAGUUCUUUUAUUUAAAGACUGCUUCAAAUGUAUUUAUGUAUUACUAAAGUGGCCCAUUACUUAGUUUGUGAUGUUGGAUGUAGUUGCACAAUCAUUUUCAUGAAUUAAAACCUUCAGUGUGCUUUGAAAACUCGGUAUUUAUAAGAAAUGUGCCUAUUGAAAUAUGGCGUUGGUGUUUGGGAUCUAAAAUUGUAUUCUUACUAAUGAUAUACACCAACAGACUUCAAUUUUGAGUUGCACUUUUCAAAGUACCUUUUUUUUUUUUUUUUUGUAAUGCGUGGUUGAAGCAAGUGCUGCUAUUGAAACUAAUCAAUAAAACAAACAAUAAAUUCAUAAUUUGACAAGGUAUGAAAUGUUUGUCAUUCAGAAUCCCCUGUAACAUGCUUCAACGUGUGUGGUACAACUAAAGAGUAGCAUUUGGUUUAAAAUAAAAGUAUGUGUGAAUAAAAAUGUGCAUUACAAAUACCUGAAAGUACAAUUGUGGUGAUUUAAUUCUGUUUUGUCAGCUGGAUUUACAUGACCAAGUCAAUAUGUGAAUGCAUUGUGCUUUGUUUUUAAAGGCAAGAUUUGUUUAUUUAGUGAAUUUUGUAACCUCCAUGAAUUUUGGUGCUUUUCUAAUGGAUUUGCAGACUAAUAAAUCAGUCCUUAAACACU